Candoia aspera is the source of this 1189-nucleotide messenger RNA. It is a transcript of the gene MTAP, whose product is annotated as methylthioadenosine phosphorylase. Gene Ontology annotation, biological process: nucleoside metabolic process. Gene Ontology annotation, molecular function: S-methyl-5-thioadenosine phosphorylase activity. Gene Ontology annotation, cellular component: cytosol. The transcript is spliced from 8 exons. Lineage: Eukaryota; Metazoa; Chordata; Lepidosauria; Squamata; Candoiidae. The record is from RefSeq and is a predicted model, not a curated record. The coding region runs from base 84 to 935 and encodes 283 amino acids.
UUUCCAUUUCAGGCUCCCGGCACGAGGGACAAUCCCUGGGCGGAGAAGUCGGCACCGCCUCCUUCCUCUUUCUUCGGAGGAACAUGGCUGCAGCCGCCGUCUGCUCGGCCGUGAAGAUUGGAAUUAUUGGAGGGACGGGUCUGGAUGAUCCUGAGAUACUAGAAGGUCGAGCAGAGAAAUACAUUGAUACACCGUAUGGAAAGCCAUCAGAUGCACUGAUUUCAGGAAAGAUAAAAAACGUUGACUGUGUGCUUCUGUACAGGCAUGGGAGACAUCAUUCUAUUAUGCCAACAAAUAUCAAUUUCCGUGCCAAUAUGUGGGCACUAAAGGAAGAAGGUUGUACCCAUCUGCUAGUGACUACUGCCUGUGGUUCAUUAAGAGAAGAGAUUCAGCCAGGAGAUCUUGUUAUAAUUGACCAGUUCAUAGACCGGACAACGAAAAGGCAUCUCACUUUCUAUGAUGGGACUUAUUCCUGCCUUCCGGGAGUGUGCCACGUUUCUAUGGCAGAACCUUUCUGUGCCAAAACUAGAGAAGUUCUCCUGGAUGUUGCCAAAAAGCUUGGAAUCAAGUGUCACUCAAAGGGGACAGUAAUUACAGUUGAGGGGCCACGUUUCAGUUCCCGGGCAGAAAGCUUGAUGUUUCGCAGCUGGGGAGCUGAUGUUAUCAAUAUGACAACAGUCCCAGAAGUGAUUCUGGCAAAGGAGGCGGGAAUCUGCUAUGCCAGUAUUGCCAUGGCAACAGAUUAUGACUGCUGGAAAGAACAUGAAGAAACGGUUUCAGUGGACAAAGUUCUAAAGAUUUUGAAGGAGAAUGCAAAUAAAGCAACUAGCCUGCUGCUUACUGCCAUACCUCUGAUUGGAUCCAUGGACUGGGGAGAAACUCAUCAGAGCUUAAAAAAUACUGUGCAGUUGUCCGUUAUGCUACCAAAACAUUAAAAACCUAGCAAGAUACGGUCUUCAGGAUCACAAAACAGACAUGUUUACUUUUAAAGAAUGCAGUUAAUAGAUGCAACAUUUUCCACUCCCAUCUGCUAAUAUGCUUCUUGUUUUGGAAUAAGAUCUUGCAGAGGCUGAAGAACAGAAUAUCCACAGCAGACUGAAAAGUCAUCAAUUCUAAAAACUGACAUUUCACAGACUAUGAACAUAAUAGCAAAUACUUGAUCAUCAUGCUCCAUAGAUGUGAGAGAGGU